This is a messenger RNA of Osmerus eperlanus (European smelt), 1107 nucleotides long. RefSeq lists its product as uncharacterized. Gene Ontology annotation, cellular component: extracellular region. Gene Ontology annotation, molecular function: cysteine-type endopeptidase inhibitor activity. Bases 30 to 869 code for a protein of 279 amino acids. Gene Ontology annotation, biological process: negative regulation of endopeptidase activity. The record is from RefSeq and is a predicted model, not a curated record. NCBI's taxonomy places the organism in Eukaryota, Metazoa, Chordata, Actinopteri, Osmeriformes, Osmeridae. The transcript is spliced from 7 exons.
CAGGGGAGAAAGGAGGGGUGGUUUUCAACAUGACCAUCGAUGUGCUGGAGACUCACUGUCAUGUGAUCAGCAGGAAGCCUUGGAAGGCAUGUGUGGUCAGAGAUGUGUCAGACGUACCUGUUUACGGUCAAUGCGAGACAUCUGUCUUUGUUGAGAAAAGCGUGGUGCUUCACAGCUACAAAUGUGCCGUUCAGCAAGUGCCUGCCACGGUCAUCGUGGACACCUGUCCGGACUGUCCCACGGCUGAGCGUCUUGAUGAGCCCAUCAUCGUUGAGACGGCCAACCUGUCCCUGCAGAAGUACAACAGGGAGAACGGCCUGGCCAACUACUUCACCCUCCUCAACCUGACCGGAGCUAGCAUGCAGUGGAUGGAGGGCCCGGCCUACUUUGUGGAGUUCACCAUUCAGGAGACCGAGUGCUCGAAGGAAGCUGGUACUGCAGCUGAUCAGGCUCAGUGCAAACUAAUGGAUUGUCAGUUUGCACAUAAAGGCUUCUGCAGAGGCUCCCACACCACAGUAGACGAUGUUUUCGAGACCAAACUGCCGAUUGGGGUCAAGUGUGAGAUCUAUGAACCUGAGGCUGCAAAGGUGGAGGAGGAAGCCCAUGCCCAGGGAGAGAGUGGGCAAACUGGGCACCACAGUGGGGAAGCUGCUCAUAAACACAAACACCUUCACCCCCAUGAGCACCAGCACCGGCCCCUUCCGGCCCAGCACCCCAGCCAAGCCUCCCCCAGAUUGAGGGGCUCACUGGGGGUAGUGAUGGUGCUUCCUCCCCCCCAUGUUCCUCCACCCUCCAGACUUUCCCCAGCUGCCAAAAACUGUCCUGGGCAGCGGAAGCUCACCCUUGGCCUGGAAAGGUUUAAAAUCUGAUUCGCUCAACACGUAUCAAGUAGAAGCUGUGAGACAAAAAAGGUGCUUUGGAAACUGCAAGCAUGCACUGGAUGACAAAAUAGUAUUGUGUAUAGACAAUUUUAUAGAAGAAUUCCCCAACAUUGCACAGUAUGAAUGAUGCCAUUGGGAUGCAAGGCAGACAAAUAAUAAAAGUAAGGUUUGCUGAUGAUUCAUUUAUUUGGGAGCCUGGUAUUAAUUGCGAUAUGUAGGAAAAAUA